Molecule: messenger RNA, 1265 nt
Organism: Abrus precatorius (Indian licorice)
Lineage: Eukaryota; Viridiplantae; Streptophyta; Magnoliopsida; Fabales; Fabaceae
Product: translin-associated protein X
Exons: 9
Coding region: 387-1016 (209 amino acids)
Cellular component (GO): nucleus; cytoplasm
Molecular function (GO): RNA endonuclease activity; sequence-specific DNA binding; RNA binding
Source: RefSeq, a predicted model, not a curated record
AUGACAUGAUAGAACCCCAAGGCGGGGGUCAAGGCGUUUAGGUGUCCGUCGUGGGACAGAACAGAUGUUGCAUUCCCUCUCUUCCCACAGAUUUCUUAUAUUCAUGGCAUCCAAACCUCAACGCGUCCAUCAAAUUGCAGAGUCCAAUUUUCAGAGCGCCGCAAAGAGGGGAAGAACCAUGGCCUCGGCUACAGCCCCAGCCACUGAACCCGCAAUGAAAGACGCUUUUACUCAAUAUGCCGGAUAUCUCAAUGACCUUGAUGCCACAUUCACUGCGGUGUAUUAUUGGAGUCAAUAGGAUAUGCUUGGAUUGAGGGGUUUGGAGGGAAAGGAACUGGAAGAAUGACAAACGGGAAAGAGUGGUCAAAGCCAGCCGUGAUGUAACAAUGAAUAGCAAAAAAGUCAUAUUUCAAGUGCACAGGAUGAGCAAAUAUAAUAAAGUGGAAGUCCUUGAGAAAGCAGAAAAGGAUUUAGCUGCUGUGACAGAUCAGUACAUGUCGCGACUAGUUAAAGAAUUGCAGGGAACUGAUUUUUGGAAGCUAAGACGAGCAUACUCCCCUGGGAUACAGGAGUAUGUUGAAGCAGCUACAUUCUGUAGUUUCUGUAAAAGUGGAACUCUUUUGACGCUUGAUGAGAUACACAAAAUAUUGUUACCACUUAGUGAUUCAUGUCUUCAGCCUCUGCAAAUAAAUAUCCUUGACUACCUAUUAGGGGUUGCAGAUUUGACUGGAGAGCUAAUGCGUUUGGCAAUAGGUAGGAUAUCAGAUGGUGAACUUGAAUUUGCUGAAAAGAUAUGCAGAUUUGUGCGUGAUAUAUACCGGGAGCUUACACUUGUAGUGCCAAAUAUGGAUGACAGUUCUGAUAUGAAAACAAAGAUGGAUAUAAUGCUUCAAAGUGUCAUGAAAAUAGAGAUCGCUUGCUUUAGUGUUCAUGUAAGAGGAUCAGAGUAUAUUCCACUCCUUGGAUCUAAUGAUUCAAGUUCUUUCUUAUUGGGUGUUCCAGAUAUUGAACUAUGAGUUAUCCAUUGGACGCUUUGUAAGAUCAAUGUCAGUGAGGGAAUAGUCUGCUACAAGGUUUUGAAGGUUGAUAUCGCCGCAUGGACCAAUAUCAACAAUAUUUUUAUAAGUUGCUAAUGAUCUUUGACGAGGAAAUUUGAGCUGAACAUAUGACAAUGUCCAGUUCUCAUUUAACUUGAGAUGGUCAUUUCACAUAAUGUUAUUGAACUUGCACUAAAUCUUCUUUGAUAUUAAGAAAAAAUUGACAGU